Messenger RNA from Talaromyces atroroseus, 720 nucleotides. RefSeq names its product Elongation factor 1-beta. The transcript is spliced from 4 exons. The coding region runs from base 1 to 720 and encodes 239 amino acids. The record is from RefSeq and is a predicted model, not a curated record. NCBI's taxonomy places the organism in Eukaryota, Fungi, Ascomycota, Eurotiomycetes, Eurotiales, Trichocomaceae. Gene Ontology annotation, cellular component: cytosol; eukaryotic translation elongation factor 1 complex. Gene Ontology annotation, molecular function: translation elongation factor activity; guanyl-nucleotide exchange factor activity. Gene Ontology annotation, biological process: translational elongation.
AUGGGUUUCACCGACUUGGUCUCAGACGCUGGCCUCACCAUUGCCAACAACUACCUCUCCACCCGCAGCUACAUCGUUGGGAAAGUUAUUGACUCGCGCCUUGAUUACAGCCACGCUCCUUCCCAGGCCGAUGCUGUCACAUUCAAGGCCUUGAGUGGCGCACCUGACGCCGCCAAGUACCCUCAUGUUGCUCGCUGGUACAAGCACAUCGCCUCAUAUGAAUCAGAGUUUUCCACUCUGCCUGGUGACCCAUCCAAGGCCUACACCGCCUAUGGACCCGAGACGACAGAGCUCCCCACCAACCCCAAGGACAAGCCUGCCGCUGAUGAUGACGACAUGGAUGACCUCUUCGGCAGCGACGAGGACGAGGAGGAAGACCCAGAGGUAGUCAAGGAGCGUGAGGCUCGCCUUGCUGAAUACAAGAAGAAGAAGGAGGCCAAGCCUAAGCCUCCUGCCAAGUCUCUGGUCACCCUUGAAGUUAAGCCAUGGGACGAUGAGACCAACCUUGAGGAGAUGGAGAAGAACGUUCGUGCUAUUGAGAAGGACGGUCUUGUCUGGGGUGCUUCCAAGUUUGUCGCUGUUGGCUUCGGUAUUAAGAAGCUCCAGAUCACCUUGGUUGUCGAGGACGAGAAGGUCUCCACUGAUGAGCUCCAGCAGCAAAUCGAAGAGGAUGAGGACCACGUCCAAUCCACCGAUAUUGCCGCUAUGCAAAAACUGUAA